AUGGUCAGAAUGGUCGCCGAAGAAGUCUACCUCAACGCCAAACGCGACGAGGCUAGGGCUGCCGAGGCUGCCAGGGAUGCCGCAGCCGGGCAUGCGGCCCUAGCAUCGCUGCAGGAGGCAGGACGAGCAGCCCGGACAGCAGCAGCCAAAGCUGCACCGGCGGCGUCAGAGGGGCCUGCGGAAGAGGAGGAGGAGGAGGAGGAGGAGGAGGAGGAGGAGGAGGAAGAGGAGGAGGAAGAGGAGGAGGAGGAAGAAAGCGACGAUAGCCUUGGCAUUCUUGACGAGGAGAUGCUCGCUAUUCUGGAGCAUUGGGAGAGCUCUACUUAA
Colletotrichum higginsianum IMI 349063 is the source of this 327-nucleotide messenger RNA. RefSeq lists its product as uncharacterized. The record is from RefSeq and is a predicted model, not a curated record. The transcript has a single exon. NCBI's taxonomy places the organism in Eukaryota, Fungi, Ascomycota, Sordariomycetes, Glomerellales, Glomerellaceae. Bases 1 to 327 code for a protein of 108 amino acids.